GGCCUAGGAAGAAGGGUAGAAGAAUUUUACAGAAAGCACGGAUAUCUUCCAGCUAUUAUGCCACCUGACGAAAGUGAAAGAAGACAAGCCCUGAGGCGUUAUGGACCUCCGACUGUACGUGGAAAUGUGAAUUUUGAAAGGAUAGCGCAUUUAGUCAAAUUGGUAUUCAAUACAAAAUUGGUCUUGAUCAGCUUGGUUGGUGAACAAACUCAAUUCUUCCAGACUGAAGUGGGUGCGAAAGGACUUGGCUACACGAAAGAUUGGUUGCAAAAAGUGGCAGCACCGAGAGAUUGUUCGAUGUGCGCACAUGCAAUCUUACAACCGGCUGAUGAACCCUUGGUCGUUUUGGACACAUUGCGAGAUUGGCGAUUUGCAGGCAACCCAUUGGUGAUUGGUGAUCCCCAUAUCCGAUUUUAUGCUGGAACACCUUUGCGCACUUCUGAUGGUCAUAAUUUGGGAAGUCUAUGUAUCAUUGAUGAUGUGCCUUGGGCAGAUUUCAAUCCAAGAUUGCGACACACGUUGCGCGAAUUCGGAAGGGUGGUCAUGCGAGAGAUGGAACUCAUUCGUGAUACGAUUCAUCUUCGUACUCAAGACCGAAUGCAGCACUCAAUCGAAUCCUUCACGCGAGAAUGUAUCGAGAUGGAAUCGAUUGAAGCAGAAGACGAUAAAGAGCAUAAGCAAGGCCUGCAUCAGGUAUACGCUUUGGCAGCAAAGAGUAUGAAUGAGGCAUUGCAGGCAACCGGAGCAAUCGUUUUCGAUCUAUCACAAUUUGAGCUGAUGGAAGAACGUAAAGUACCGCCGAUGGCAGUGUUGGGAGCUUGCGAAUCACAAGCACCACCCUCUACGCGAGAACAGCCAGUACCUCUAUCAUCUUAUCAUCGAAUUGCAAACUUUCUUCGCAGGCACAGGGCAGGAUUCUUUUAUUCAUACAUUCCUGCGCCUUUUCGACAUCUUUUGCCUCCAAGCACCUCAAACCUUUUACUGGUUCCCAUCUUUGGACUGAACAGGCAGCCUUUUGCUUUGUUGUGCGCUUAUUCUCGACAGACAGACGAUGGACCAACUUUGGAAGAUUUCAAGGAAUCUGGCUUGCAAUACUUGCGCGCUAUGGGUACGAUCAUUUUGAGCGCAAUCUUGAAGAAAGACAUCAUGUUAGCGGACAAAGCAAAGAGUCACUUCAUCUCAAACAUCUCUCACGAAUUGCGCACUCCUUUACAUGGUAUUUUGGCAGCGGCAGAGCUUUUGAACGAAACAAAGUUGAAUUCAACGCAAGGAUCUUACCUAGAAACGGUUGAGGCAUGCGGAAAGAGUUUAUUGGAAUUGGUUAAUCACGUUUUAGAUUUCACGAAAUUGUCUGGAAAUUUCCAUGCAAAACAAGCAGUUGUCAAACCUUCACAACGAUGCGAUUUGGUAAAAUUAGUACAAGAGGUUUGUGAGAGUAGCUGGAUCGGUCAAAUGGCUAAAAAUCUUGAAAGUAGACAAACUGCUGGAAUUGGAAGUGCGUAUGCACAUGGAUCAGAAGUUUCAUCUUCUCAUUCUAGCUUGGAUGCUCUUGAAACAAAAAUUCCAAUCGCUGCUGGUUAUAACAAUUUGGUUGAAACGGUUAUCGAUGUUUCAAUGCGUACCGCAGGCUGGCUGGUCAAAUGUGAUGCUGGUGGAAUUCGAAGAGUUUUGAUGAAUUUGAUCGGUAAUUCACUCAAAUUUACAACGAAAGGAUUUGUUCAUGUUUCCUUACGCGAAGUUCAAAGUAGCGAAACGCAUGUAUUGGUCGAACUUGGAGUUACAGAUACCGGUAAAGGUAUCUCACGUAGCUUUUUGGAAGAGCAACUAUUCCAUCCUUUCACUCAAGAAAAUCACCUCGGUCCAGGUACAGGAUUAGGUCUCUCUAUCGUGAAUAGCAUUGUGCAGUCCCCUGCGAUCAACGGAAAGAUUGACGUUUGGAGCACCGUUGGUCAAGGUACCGAAAUUCGGGUCACAUGUGAACUAGAACUCUGCAAAGAUGACGAGACUGAAGGACCAAUCUACAAACCUUUCUUGAACGUUGAACAUCAAAGAAGCAUAAGCUUCUUGGGCUUUGAUGAAGAGUUGCGCGGUCAAAGCGAUCUUAAAGACGUCCUACGAAGUUACUUUGAAGAUUGGUGGAGAUUUGAAUUCCUUGACAAUAUCGAAAAGGGAGAUAUGAUUCUGAUCAAUGAUGACUUGAGUCUGAUCAGAAAAGUCCUCGACGUACGAUCAGCACCUCUUCCGCCCAUUAUCUUAUUGACUGGUGCACGAGGAAGUUCGAUAGUGGAAGAAUUAUGCGACGAAUAUCAACAAAGUGGUGGUGUUGUUCGUCUGCUUUUCAAACCCGCAGGACCGGCAAAAUUGGAGGCUGUAACAGAUUUCUGUUUGCAAUGCUUCGAAAGAGGGCAAGCAGGUUUGCCUAUGAUUGAUUUGAACAGUGCACACACAACUCCACUCCCAAGUCCUGCAGUCAGCAGAGAGGAUGGCAAAAGACAGGAUUACUUUGCCAAUGCGGACAAUGUGACAAAUGAUGACGCAGUCACACCGAGAGGGCCUCCAGCAAUUUCCACUUCUACCGCUACAGAUGGUGUCGUGCCUCGACCAGGUAUGAGACCUAAAUUGAGCAACGAUUUACGAAGGAAUUCGCAUCACAUCUCUCCCGGCCCUCCUACUUCGGCUGAUUCUGCGCUCAUCCGCAGGCAUUCUUCAGAGGGAAGAACAGCAGCGGCCAAUAAUAAAAGAUUGCAAAUCCUUAGCGUUGAAGAUAAUAGUAUCAACAGAAAGGUCUUGGCAGCAUUUUUUGCCAAGAUGGACGUUGAUUUGGUUGAAGCAACAAAUGGUGAAGAAGGUGUUCGUACGUUUGAAGCUUAUGGACCUUUCCAUUUUGAUGUAAUCUUUAUGGAUUUGUCUAUGCCAGUCUUGGACGGUAUUGGCGCAAUGACUCAAAUUCGAAAGAUUGAAGCUGAGCGUUUCAAGAACGAGCAAAGCAAUACGAUGGCUUGGGCAAGAUCAAAAAUCUUUGCAUUGACGGGAAGAAGUUCGGAUGAGGAUAAAAGACGUGCGUUUGCGAUGGGCGCAGAUGGCUUCAUCGUUAAACCGCUCAGUUACAAGGUUCUUUCUUCGCUCAUACAUACCAUC
This is a messenger RNA of Meira miltonrushii, 3138 nucleotides long. RefSeq lists its product as uncharacterized. Lineage: Eukaryota; Fungi; Basidiomycota; Exobasidiomycetes; Exobasidiales; Brachybasidiaceae. The annotation marks the transcript as partial. The transcript has 4 exons. The record is from RefSeq and is a predicted model, not a curated record. Gene Ontology annotation, molecular function: protein binding; histidine phosphotransfer kinase activity; phosphorelay sensor kinase activity. Gene Ontology annotation, biological process: protein autophosphorylation; phosphorelay signal transduction system.